UAUUCGCGCUGAUCGGCGCCACCGUCAUCUUCGUCAUGUGGAAGAACAUCGGUCGGUGUCCACACUACGUGGACGAGGACGUCAACCGUGACCACGUCAGCGUUUCUUCGAGGAAAGCGCACACCAAGGUGGACUGCAUCGGUGUUUCGAAGGGCCUGUUCUGCGGCCUGCUGGCGCUGGUCAUCAUCACUAUCUGCCUGGUGCUAUUCUUCGUACUGGUGCAGCAGGAUCAGCACCGCCGCCUGGCCAUCUUCCUGGCCGACACCAGCCACGCCGGCAUCCUCUUCCUCAUGAUGCUCGCAAGUUUGAUCGGAAUUCUCAGAAGCAGAAGGCUGAAGUUUGCUUAUGACAAGCCUGAUGACCUGGACGCCAUCUUGUUGCGGGUGUCGGCAUUCGGCCUUUUCCUGUACUCGAUGUUCUGCUUGAUCGCCGCCGCUCUGUCGCCCAUGCAAAACGUCCCGAACAUUCUGGUUCUGGUCACCUCGGCACUGGUCAUUCUGCAGGUGAUGAGUCAGCUGAUAUACAUAUCGGAUGUGGCGAAGCGUUCGGUGUACCUGCCGGAACACGACCGAACCAAGCCCGGACGCCACGUGGUCACCUUCCUGCUGCUCUGCAACCUCGCCCUCUGGCUCGUCUACACGUUCGAGAUCGAAAAAGUGGACGCAAACCCCGUGCAGUUGAACUUUUACGGCCGGCUGCACUGGGCGGUGAUCCUGCGCGUGACGUUGCCGCUGGCCAUCUUCCACCGUUUCCACUCGGCCGUGGUGCUGGCCGAGGUGUGGAAGUCCAGCUACAGGGCACGCGAGGACUGAGCCAUCAGCGGAAACGGCUCCAUGUCCCGACGCCAGCGCUGUCCACGCGGCCGGACCGGUGCCCGACUUUGUGACGCACCACGACCGGGUCCGCCGGUUUUCCGGCUCGGCCCAGGCGAGGACCGUUCUGCAGUCAGCUGAAGGCGUGCGGGGACUGGGUCAGCGACGUUUCGCGCCGUAUACCACGGUAGCAUGUGGAGUCCGGCUACAGGACGGAGGGCCUGAGACCACGGCUCCUCGGCCCAGCCCGGGACCUGUCGUGAGACCAGGCGGUGAAC
Pollicipes pollicipes is the source of this 1090-nucleotide messenger RNA. Its product is annotated as proton channel OtopLc-like. Gene Ontology annotation, cellular component: membrane. The annotation marks the transcript as partial. Gene Ontology annotation, biological process: proton transmembrane transport. Lineage: Eukaryota; Metazoa; Arthropoda; Thecostraca; Pollicipedomorpha; Pollicipedidae. The record is from RefSeq and is a predicted model, not a curated record. The transcript is spliced from 5 exons. Gene Ontology annotation, molecular function: proton channel activity.